GCGGCGGCAACAGCACCACCGCCACCACCACCGGGCUCCGUCCAAGGCGCUGCCUCAGCCAGGCGUUGAGGAGGUGCGCGCCGGCGCCAAUUCGGCCGCGGCGUCCCGGAGCGCGCGGGGGUCGCUGAGGAGGAGGAGGAGGAAAGAGGAUGCGCCCCUUGCCCCCGCCACCGCUCUGGCUGCUUUUCUUAGCGGGGCUGCCCGCUGUGGGCGGGCGGCGCUAUCCGCACAGCGCCGUGCUAGACGGGGCGUCCCGCUAUCGACUCUCGUGGGCACCGGAGAGCGGUGCCAUCGCGUUCCGCCUCGAGGUGCGCACGCAGGGCUACGUGGGCUUCGGCUUCUCUCCCACGGGAGCCAUGGCUUCGGCUGACAUUGUGGUGGGCGGCCUCGACCGGGGCAAGCCUUACCUGCAGGACUAUUUUACAACUGCAGACAGAACACUGAAAAAAGACUCACAGCAGGACUACUAUCUGGAAUAUGCCUUGGAAAAUAGUACCCAUACUGUACUAGGUUUUAGUCGGAAGCUUCAUACUUGUGACCCUAAUGACAAGAGUAUAACGGACAGUACAGUGAGGGUGAUAUGGGCAUACCAUGACAAAGACUUCAGAGAAGGAAGUCAAAACUACCAUGGUUCAAACAGAGGAACAAAGAGUCUUCGUUUAUUGAACCCUGAGAAGGACACUGCCAUUUCUUCCUCUCUGCCAUAUUUUGAUUUGACAAACCAAAACGUGCCUAUACCAGACAAAGACACAACAUAUUGGUGCCAAAUGUUUAAAGUACCUGUACUUCAUGAAAAGCAUCAUGUGAUAAAGGUUGAACCUCUGAUACAGAAGGGCCAUGAGAACAUAGUACAUCACAUUCUACUUUAUCAGUGUAGCAGCAGUCUGAAUGAUAGUGUGCUGGAUUAUGGUCAUGAGUGCUAUCAUCCAAACAUGCCGGAUUCAUUCCUCACCUGCGAAACAGUCAUUUUUGCUUGGGCCAUUGGAGGAGAGGGCUUUACAUACCCUCCUCGUGUUGGUUUAUCCAUUGGGACAGCACUAGACCCUCAGUAUGUACUUAUGGAAGUCCAUUAUGACAAUCCAUCAUAUGUGGAAGGAAUGAUUGAUAACUCUGGACUGAGGCUAUUUUAUACUCCAGAUUUAAGGAGAUACGAUGCGGGAGUUAUUGAAGCAGGUCUCUGGGUUAGCCUUUUUCACAACAUCCCGCCAGGCAUGCCUGAAUUCAUGUCAGAGGGUCACUGCACUCUGGAAUGCCUUGAAGAAGCCCUCAAUGCUGAAAAGCCAAGUGGAAUCCAUGUAUUUGCAGUUCUUCUCCAUGCCCAUCUUGCUGGUAGAGCUAUACGGAUGCGCCAUUUCCGCAACGGUGAUGAACAGCAGCUCCUGGCCUAUGAUGAUGAGUUUGACUUCAAUUUCCAGGAAUUCCAGUACUUAAAAAAAGAAAGGAUCAUCUUGCCUGGAGAUAAUUUAGUCACUGAAUGUCAUUACAGUACCCUGGAUCGAUUACAUAUGACUUGGGGAGGACUUAGCACCAGAAGUGAAAUGUGCCUAUCGUACCUUCUGUAUUACCCAAGAAUAAAUCUCACUCGAUGUGCAAGUAUUCCAGACAUAAUGGAACAACUUCAGUUUAUUGGUGUUAAGGAAAUAUACAGACCAGUGAGGACUUGGCCAUUCAUUAUCAAAAGUCCAAAGCAAUACAAAAAUCUUUCUUUCAUGGAUGCAAUGAACAAGUUUAAAUGGUCCCGAGAACAAGGUGUUUCCUACAAUGACUAUGUUCUUCAGUUGCCAGUGAAUGUAAGAUGCACCAAGACUGAUAACGCAGAGUGGACGAUACAAGGAAUGAUGGCUUUACCACCUGAAAUAGAAAGACCGUACAAGGCAGAGCCAGUUAUAUGUAGCUCAACAUCCUCUUUAAACUGCAGUCUAUUUUUAACCCUCUUGAUUGUUCUCUACAUUUCAGCUACUACUCAAAGGAAUAUUGGGCCUAUUGUAUAAUAAUUCUGAUUGUAUUCACUUAUGAUUUCUGUGCCAUGUAAGUCCUGAAAUGUUUGCACUGUUGCUCUUGUAGAUUUAUUUUUUUACAUAUAAAUAAACUAAAUUUGUUUCAAAAUAUUGUUCACCUCAUUUAAAAGGGAAAAAUUACUGUUUUUUAAGUAUAAUUAUGGUGUAUUAUAUACAUAAAAUCACUCAUUUGCAAGACAUAAUUAAGCUGAUGCAUAUACUUCCUUUUUAUUCAUCCUGGCACAUCACUUUGUGACUCCAAAAGCUGCUCUGUAUUUGGAUACCAGUAUAAUAAACUAA
Molecule: messenger RNA, 2297 nt
Organism: Pogona vitticeps (central bearded dragon)
Lineage: Eukaryota; Metazoa; Chordata; Lepidosauria; Squamata; Agamidae
Gene: MOXD1
Product: monooxygenase DBH like 1
Biological process (GO): dopamine catabolic process; norepinephrine biosynthetic process; octopamine biosynthetic process
Cellular component (GO): secretory granule membrane
Molecular function (GO): copper ion binding; dopamine beta-monooxygenase activity
Source: RefSeq, a predicted model, not a curated record